This is a messenger RNA of Drosophila ficusphila, 961 nucleotides long. RefSeq names its product enoyl-CoA delta isomerase 2 (gene Dci). The transcript has 2 exons. The record is from RefSeq and is a predicted model, not a curated record. Lineage: Eukaryota; Metazoa; Arthropoda; Insecta; Diptera; Drosophilidae. Bases 98 to 886 code for a protein of 262 amino acids.
AUUGGCUGGCUUAACAACAAUAAACACCGGCAAUUGGAGUAUAAUGAAACGUUAAUCAGACUUUGGAUUUCAUUCUUUCUGGAGCUCUUGCAUCAAUAUGUCGUACCAAGGAUACCAACAGCUCCUCGUGGAGCAACAGGGAAAGCUGCUCGUGGUUAAGUUCAACAAUCCGAAAAAGAAGAACUGCAUCAACAGGCUCACCUACCUGGAGAUGACCCGGGUUUUAACCGAGGUCAAUGACGACGAAAGUGUAAACCUAGUUGUUUUCACCGGCGUAGGUGAUAUCUUUACGGCCGGAAAUGAUUUAACCCAGUCCGCGAAGACCGACGAUAUAGACGCCUUCUUCAAACAAUCUAAUGCGACUUUCAAGGCCAUGGUGCUCAGUUUCGUGAACUGCAAGAAGAUAGUAUUUGCCCUGGUUAAUGGACCAGCCAUUGGAAUUGGAGCCACCAUUGUGGGAUUAUGCGAUGUGGCAUGGUGUUCCGAAACGACCUAUUUCUCCACCCCUUUCACGAAGUUGGGCUUAGUUCCAGAGGGUGGUUCAUCCUAUAUGUUGCCUCUCAUUCUGGGGCGUUCCAAAGCCACGGAAACCCUUCUCCUCAAUGAACCUCUUUCCGCCAAGGACGCCCUCCAGUUCAACUUCGUUUCUCGUGUCUUCAAGCCCAGUGAACUGGACACUUGGAUCUGGCCUAAGUUGCGUCAGUAUUCCGAGUUACCCACAAACUCCCUGCUACAAGGAAAACGUCUUAUAAAGGAGGGAUUCAAGGAGAAUCUCCUCAAAGCCAACGAAUCGGAGUGCAAGCAGCUACUGCUUCAGUUCCAACAUGAGGAAUUCUUUCAGGCCAUAAUGGACUUUGCCUCCCGCAAAUCCAAGUCCAAGCUGUAGAUGUUUGAAAUGUUGUUGUAUUUUUGGCAAAGCCUUAGGUUUAUUUUUAUAAAAUAAAGAUCAAAACAAGUGCAA